This is a messenger RNA of Athalia rosae (coleseed sawfly), 1198 nucleotides long. RefSeq names its product lipase member H-A-like. Bases 636 to 1055 code for a protein of 139 amino acids. Gene Ontology annotation, molecular function: lipase activity. NCBI's taxonomy places the organism in Eukaryota, Metazoa, Arthropoda, Insecta, Hymenoptera, Athaliidae. The transcript has 2 exons. The record is from RefSeq and is a predicted model, not a curated record.
UUCAGUUUGCUACGGCGAGUUCCGGAGUCACAGAGUUCGCGGAUGUUGAAUCUGGAAGAGUAAACGGUCCGGUUGACCCGAGGUUGACCUAUUCCUAAUUCGGAGGGAUUCCAUCGUUUCACAUAGAAUGGCUCACGCCGCCGAUUUCAGAAACCGUUUCAUCAAAUUUUCAAAUAAAUCUCUCACAGUGUUAGCGUAACUUCAUGCUCCAGUAGUUCAGACGCAGCGCGGUAAAGUGCAGGAGUUUCAUAAAUUUUAUCUAAAAACAUUUUCCUCAUGCAUCCUAAUCGGUAUGAGACAAAUUGAAUCGUUUGAAAAGGAGAAAUAAGUAAGCGAUACCCACGUAAUGUUAUAAAAUAAUAACGUUUUUAUCCCAACGAGGCUGUGUCAAGUAAUUCCUCAAGGGAGAGACAUUUCCACCGAAAUGGUCUGGAGCGUAGUAAUUCAUCUGUAUCAAAUUAUUUGUGCGAAUUGAAUUAACCUUUCCCAUCGACGCGACACAACCGCUGAUAAAUAACUGGGUUUCAGUUUACUUGGAAAAGGGAGAAUACAACGUAAUCGUUGUGGAUUGGGGAGCUCUGGCAAAUACCACGUGUUACGUCCACGCCGCCAGAGCCGUCUCCAAAGUCGGUGACAUGAUCGGGCGACUACUGGACCAGCUGAUCCUCUCCGGGGUGUCCUUGACCUCAAUUCAUAUAAUCGGUUUCAGCCUCGGUGCCCAUGUCGCUGGGUUUGCAGGCAAGAAUGUCAAACUCGGUGUCGUCAGGCGAAUCACAGGUCUGGACCCGGCGCUUCCGAUGUUCAUCGCGAAGGAUUCCGCCAAGCGAUUGCAUCAGACAGACGCUGUUUACGUAGACAUCAUUCACACCUGUGCUGGAACCCUCGGCAUCAAAAGCCACAUCGGUCACGCCGAUUUUUACCCCAAUGGCGGAUCUGAACAGUCGGGGUGCUACGACGGUGAGAGAGACCGUUCAGCGUAUCGAUACAAAAACGACUUCGAGAAGUCUGCUACCAAACGAAACGCGCGACAGAGAAAAUCGAAAUUCCUUGUGUGAAUAUUAAUUAAUUUUAUUCAUAGUGUUAUGUUCGCACAGUCGAGCACCUCUGUACUAUUCCGAAUCCGUCCGUCGACCGCGAGGAUUUAAAGCCCUUCGAUGCGAUUCUUGGAAUCAUUUUUUGCACGGCGAUUGUGACUCCA